Penicillium riverlandense is the source of this 6981-nucleotide messenger RNA. RefSeq names its product U4/U6-U5 snRNP complex subunit PRP8 (gene prp8). Gene Ontology annotation, cellular component: catalytic step 2 spliceosome; U5 snRNP. The transcript is spliced from 3 exons. The record is from RefSeq and is a predicted model, not a curated record. Gene Ontology annotation, biological process: spliceosomal tri-snRNP complex assembly; mRNA splicing, via spliceosome. Lineage: Eukaryota; Fungi; Ascomycota; Eurotiomycetes; Eurotiales; Aspergillaceae. Bases 1 to 6981 code for a protein of 2326 amino acids. Gene Ontology annotation, molecular function: protein binding; metallopeptidase activity; U1 snRNA binding.
AUGCCCAUGGCACCGCCGCCACCAGGGUACCAGCCGCCGGCCGAUCCGACCGUCGCAAAAUUUGCGCAGAAGAAGAACGAGUGGCUGCGCACGCAACGCAAUCGCUUCGGCGAGAAGAGAAAGGGGGGAUUCGUCGAGACGCAGAAGGCGGACAUGCCCCCAGAGCAUCUGCGCAAAAUCGUGAGGGAUAUCGGUGAUGUCUCGCAGAAGAAAUUCGCCAACGAGAAGCGCAGCUAUCUCGGCGCGCUCAAGUUCAUGCCCCACGCGGUGCUCAAGCUUCUGGAGAACAUGCCCAUGCCCUGGGAGUCUGCAAGGGAAGUCAAGGUGUUGUAUCACGUCAACGGGUGCCUCACCUUGGUGAACGAGACCCCACGCGUCAUCGAACCCGUGUUCCAUGCGCAGUGGGCGACGAUGUGGAUGUGCAUGCGUCGGGAGAAGAGCGAUCGCCGACACUUUAAGCGCAUGCGCUUUCCUCCCUUCGACGAUGAAGAACCGCCGCUGUCCUGGUCGGAGAAUAUCGAGGAUGUCGAGCCCCUCGAACCCAUCCAGAUGGAGCUCGAUGAAUCUGAAGAUUCCCCCGUGUACGAAUGGUUCUACGACCACCGCCCUCUCCUUGACACAUCCCACGUCGGUGGCCCAAGCUACAAGAAGUGGAAUUUGACGCUUCCUCAGAUGGCGACCCUGUAUCGGCUGAGUCAUCAGCUGCUCAGCGAUGUCGUCGAUGAAAACUAUCACCACAUGUUCGACCUGCCCAGCUUCUUCACCGCAAAGGCCCUGAACGUUGCGAUUCCCGGCGGUCCCCGUUUUGAACCCCUCUAUAAGGACAUCGACCCCAACGAUGAGGAUUUCAGCGAGUUCAACGCCAUCGACCGCAUCAUCUUCCGCUCCCCCAUUCGGACCGAGUACCGAGUGGCAUUCCCGUUUUUGUACAAUACCCUUCCACGGAGCGUCAAGGUCUCCUGGUACUCUCACCCCCAGGUAGUCUAUGUUCGGACCGAGGAUCCCAACCUGCCUGCAUUCUACUUCGAUCCCGUCAUCAACCCUAUCUCUUCUCGUUCCGUCAAGCCCAAGAACAUCACGGUCAGCCACGAAGACGAAAUUUUCGGAUAUGGCAACGAGGAGGACGACUUCGAGCUUCCGGGAGAAGUUGAACCGUUCUUCGACGACGAGGAACUGUACACCACGGAGACGGCGUCUGCCAUCGCUCUGUGGUGGGCCCCUCACCCGUUUGACAAGCGCUCUGGCAAAAUGGUUCGUGCCCAGGACGUGCCGCUGGUGAAGCAGUGGUAUCUGGAACACUGCCCGCAGGGUCAACCUGUCAAGGUUCGGGUAUCUUACCAGAAGCUUCUCAAGACUUACGUGCUCAACGAGCUUCACAAGAAGAAGCCGAAGGCUCAGAGCAAGCAGAACCUGAUGAAGACUCUAAAGUCGACCAAGUUCUUCCAACAGACGACCAUCGACUGGGUUGAGGCCGGUCUACAGGUCUGCCGGCAGGGUUUCAACAUGCUGAACCUGCUGAUCCACCGCAAGAACCUGACCUACUUGCAUCUUGAUUACAACUUCAACCUGAAGCCCGUUAAGACCCUGACUACCAAGGAGCGAAAGAAGUCUCGCUUCGGAAACGCGUUCCAUUUGAUGCGAGAAAUUCUGCGCCUGACCAAAUUGAUUGUCGAUGCCCAGGUCCAAUACCGUCUGGGCAACAUCGACGCUUUCCAGUUGGCGGAUGGCAUCCUCUAUGCCUUUAACCAUGUUGGUCAGCUCACGGGUAUGUACCGGUACAAGUACAAGUUGAUGCACCAGAUCCGGUCGUGCAAAGAUUUGAAGCAUCUCAUCUACUACCGUUUCAACUCCGGUCCCGUCGGCAAGGGUCCUGGUUGUGGUUUCUGGGCCCCUGCCUGGCGAGUUUGGCUCUUCUUCAUGCGCGGCAUCAUCCCUCUGCUGGAGCGAUGGCUCGGAAACCUGCUUUCUCGUCAGUUCGAGGGUCGCCACAGCAAGGGUGUCGCCAAGACCGUGACCAAGCAGCGUGUGGAGUCUCACUUCGAUUUGGAACUUCGCGCAUCUGUGAUGGCGGAUCUUAUGGACAUGAUGCCCGAGGGCAUUAAGCAGAACAAGGUCAAUGUUGUUCUGCAACAUCUGUCUGAGGCAUGGAGAUGCUGGAAGAGUAACAUCCCUUGGAAGGUUCCGGGUCUGCCUGCUCCGAUUGAGAAUAUCAUUCUUCGAUAUGUCAAGAGCAAGGCUGACUGGUGGAUUUCGGUCGCUCACUAUAACCGAGAGAGAAUUCGCCGUGGUGCCACUGUCGACAAGACCGUCGCCAAGAAGAACUUGGGUCGUCUUACACGUCUUUGGCUGAAGUCUGAGCAAGAAAGGCAGCACAACUACUUGAAGGACGGUCCAUAUGUUUCAUCCGAGGAGGCAGUGGCCAUUUACACGACCAUGGUCCAUUGGCUGGAGUCUCGCAAAUUCUCCCCAAUUCCGUUCCCUAGUGUUUCGUACAAGCACGAUACGAAGAUCCUUAUUCUGGCCCUGGAACGGCUACGUGAAUCAUACUCCGUGAAGGGCCGACUGAACCAGAGCCAGCGUGAGGAACUCGCGCUCAUUGAACAGGCUUACGAUUCUCCUGGAACAACCUUGGCCAGAAUCAAGCGGUUCCUCCUGACCCAGAGAGCUUUCAAAGAGGUUGGCAUUGAUAUGAAUGACAACUACAAUAACAUCAACCCUGUCUACGACAUUGAACCCAUCGAAAAGAUUACCGAUGCGUAUCUUGAUCAAUACCUCUGGUACCAAGCGGAGCAGCGCCACCUCUUCCCCGCCUGGAUCAAGCCCUCGGAUUCCGAGGUGCCUCCCCUCUUGGCUUACAAGUGGACUCAAGGUAUUAACAACUUGUCCAACGUCUGGGAGACCGACGAGGGCGAGACCAACGUCAUGAUUGAGACCGAGCUGUCCAAGGUCUACGAGAAGAUCGAUCUGACUCUUUUGAACCGAAUGCUUCGUCUGAUCAUGGACCACAACUUGGCCGAUUACAUCACCUCCAAGAACAAUGUCCAGCUGAGCUACAAGGACAUGAACCACACAAACAGUUACGGACUCAUCCGUGGUCUUCAAUUUUCGGGAUUCGUGUUCCAGUACUACGGCAUGAUGAUUGACUUGUUGCUCCUCGGCCUCCAGCGAGCCAGUGAGAUGGCCGGGCCGCCCGCAAGCCCCAAUGACUUCCUGCAAUUCAGAGACCGUCCCACCGAGACCAGGCAUCCCAUCCGUCUCUACACCCGUUACGUCGACAAGAUCUGGGUCUUUUUCCGAUUCUCCGCAGAUGAGUCCCGAGAUUUGAUCCAGCGCUUCUUGACCGAGAAUCCAGACCCCAACUUCGAGAACGUCAUCGGUUACAAGAAUAAGAAGUGCUGGCCUCGUGAUUGUCGGAUGCGCCUGAUGCGCCACGAUGUUAACCUGGGACGUGCCGUGUUCUGGGAUAUGAAGAAUCGUCUCCCCAGAUCUAUCACCACGAUCGACUGGGAUGACACGUUCGCCAGUGUCUACAGCAAGGACAACCCUAACUUGCUGUUCUCUAUGGGUGGAUUUGAAGUUCGUAUCCUUCCCAAGAUCCGGAAUCAGAAUGAGGAAUUCUCGGUCAAGGACAGCGUGUGGUCUCUGGUCGACAACACGACCAAAGAACGGACGGCCCAUGCCUUCCUUCAGGUCACCGAAGAGGACAUCCAGAAGUUCAACAACCGUAUCCGGCAAAUCCUCAUGUCCUCUGGAUCGACGACCUUCACCAAGAUCGCUAACAAGUGGAACACGGCGCUGAUUGCUCUCUUCACCUAUUACCGUGAGGCUGCUGUUUCGACCGUCAACCUUCUCGACACCAUUGUUAAGUGCGAGACAAAGAUCCAAACCCGUGUCAAGAUUGGAUUGAACUCUAAGAUGCCUUCGCGUUUCCCUCCGGCUGUGUUUUAUACCCCGAAGGAACUGGGUGGUCUGGGUAUGAUCUCCGGGUCUCACAUCCUCAUCCCCACCAGCGACAAGCGUUGGUCUAAGCAAACGGACACGGGCAUCACCCACUUCCGAGCAGGUAUGUCUCACGACGAAGAGACUCUGAUCCCCAACAUUUUCCGAUACAUCAUUCCGUGGGAGGCCGAGUUCAUCGACUCGCAGCGCGUGUGGAUGGAAUACUCCCAGAAGCGAAUGGAAGCCCAACAGCAGAACCGGCGCUUGACGUUGGAGGAUCUAGAAGACAGCUGGGACCGUGGUCUGCCACGUAUCAACACGCUUUUCCAAAAGGACCGAAGCACUCUCAGCUUCGACAAGGGUUUCCGACUUCGCGCGGAGUUCAAGCAGUACCAGCUGAUGAAGAGCAAUCCAUUCUGGUGGACUAGCCAAAGGCACGAUGGCAAGCUUUGGAAUUUGAACGCUUAUCGGACGGAUGUCAUUCAGGCCCUAGGUGGUGUAGAGACCAUUCUGGAGCACACCCUAUUCAAGGCGACGGCAUUCCCAUCUUGGGAGGGCCUGUUCUGGGAGAGAGCAUCAGGCUUUGAGGAGUCGAUGAAGUUCAAGAAGCUUACCAACGCUCAGCGGUCUGGUUUGAACCAGAUUCCUAACCGUCGUUUCACGCUCUGGUGGUCCCCCACGAUCAACCGUGCCAACGUCUAUGUUGGUUUCCAAGUGCAGCUGGAUCUCACCGGUAUCUUCUUGCACGGCAAGAUCCCAACCCUGAAGAUCUCUCUGAUCCAGAUCUUCCGUGCCCACUUGUGGCAGAAGAUCCACGAAUCCGUGGUUAUGGACUUGUGUCAGGUGUUUGACCAAGAACUGGAACAGCUUGGCGUCGAGGCAGUUCAAAAGGAAACGAUUCACCCGCGUAAAUCUUACAAGAUGAACAGUUCUUGCGCGGAUAUCCUUCUCUUCGCGACCAACAAGUGGAACGUCACCCGGCCUUCUCUGUUGUAUGAUACGAAGGACGUCUACGAACCCAACACGACGAACAAGUUCUGGCUUGAUGUGCAGCUGAGAUACGGCGACUACGAUUCACACGAUAUUGAACGCUACGUCCGUGCCAAGUAUCUCGACUACACCACCGACAGCAUGAGUAUCUACCCUUCCGCCACCGGUCUGAUGAUCGGCAUCGACCUUGCCUACAACCUGUACUCGGCUUACGGCCAGUACUUCCCGGGCUUGAAGACUUUGAUCCAGCAGGCCAUGGCCAAGGUUAUGAAAGCGAACCCAGCUUUGUAUGUGCUGCGUGAGCGUAUCCGGAAGGGUCUGCAGCUGUACGCUUCGGAGAGCAACCAGGAGUUCCUCAACUCUCAAAACUACUCGGAGCUGUUCAGUCCCCAGAUUCAGCUGUUCAUCGAUGACACCAAUGUCUACCGUGUCACGAUCCACAAGACGUUCGAAGGGAACCUGACCACAAAGCCCAUCAACGGUGCAAUCUUCAUCUUCAAUCCCCGAACUGGACAGCUGUUCUUGAAGAUCAUUCACACCAGCGUGUGGGCCGGCCAGAAGCGUCUUGGUCAGUUGGCCAAAUGGAAGACAGCCGAAGAAGUGGCGGCUCUGAUUCGGUCUCUGCCUGUGGAAGAGCAGCCCAAGCAGCUUAUCGUCACCCGGAAGGGUCUACUUGAUCCUCUCGAGGUCCACCUUCUUGAUUUCCCCAACAUCUCCAUUCGUGCGUCCGAGCUCCAGCUUCCUUUCCAGGCUGCCAUGAAGGUUGAGAAGCUUGCGGACAUGAUUCUCCGUGCGACCGAGCCUCAGAUGGUUCUCUUCAACCUGUACGAUGAAUGGUUGAAGUCCAUCUCCCCAUACACCGCGUUCUCCCGACUGAUUCUCAUUCUUCGUGCGCUGCAUGUCAACAUCGACAAAGCUAAGAUCCUCCUGCGGCCCGAUAAGACCGUGAUCACUCAAGAGCAUCACAUCUGGCCAUCUCUCUCGGACGAGGACUGGAUCAAGGUGGAAGUGCAGCUGCGUGACCUGAUCUUGAAUGACUACGGAAAGAAGAACAAUGUCAACGUGCAGAGUUUGACCAGCAGUGAAGUCCGAGAUAUCAUCUUGGGUAUGGAGAUCAGCGCCCCGUCUCUGCAGCGACAGCAGGCUGCAGAGAUUGAGAAGCAGCAGGAGGAGGCGAAGCAACUCACUGCCGUCACGACAAAGACGCAGAACGUGCGUGGAGAGGACAUCAUUGUCACCACCACGUCCCAGUAUGAACAGCAGUCGUUUGCCUCGAAGACGGAGUGGCGGACCCGCGCCAUCGCAACCUCUAACCUGCGGACGCGGUCGAACAACAUCUACGUCUCCUCUGAUGAUAUCCGCGAGGACGGCUACACCUACAUCAUGCCCAAGAACAUUCUCAAGCGAUUCAUCACGAUCGCCGAUCUCCGUGUGCAGCUCCCCCCCGACAACGACCAGGUCAAGGAGGUUCGCACCAUCGUCAUGAUUCCCCAGGUCGGAAACACCCGGGACGUGCAACUGCCGCAUCAGCUGCCCCAGCACGACUAUCUGAACGGUCUGGAGCCGCUCGGUAUCAUCCACACGGUUUCGGGCAAUGAGCCGCCUUACAUGUCCGCGAUGGAUGUCACACAGCACGCGCGUCUCAUGAACGCGCACCCCUCGUGGGACAAGAAGACCGUGACCAUGACCGUUUCGUUCACGCCAGGGUCCGUCUCACUUGCCGCCUGGGGGCUCACCCCUGCGGGCUACAAGUGGGGCGCCGAGAACAAGGACAUGAGUUCGGAUCAGCCGCAAGGCUUCUCCACCAACAUGGGUGAGAAGUGUCAGCUGCUUCUUAGUGACAAGAUCCGCGGCUAUUUCCUGGUCCCCGAGGAUAAUGUCUGGAACUAUAGCUUUAUGGGUAGCUCAUUCGGCAGCGUGGAGAAGAGGCCCGUUUACGUCAAGAUCGAUACCCCGCUGCGCUUCUAUGAUGAUCAGCAUCGGCCCCUGCAUUUCCAGAAUUUCGCUGAGCUCGAGGAUAUCUGGGUGGACCGGUCUGACAACUUCGAGUGA